AUGUUUGGAGGAUACUACAUCAUCAAAUAUGUUUUGGCGCAGAUGAAUCUCGAUCCCGAAGCAGAGCAGAAAGAACAGAACCGAUUACAAUCCGCCGCGAUAUUGCGCCGACUCGACGACCCUAAGAGCAACCAACCGUCAACAUCAUCAGAUCCCAGACGGCCACGAAAAGAAGAUUUGCGCCUGACCCAAUAUGAAGAAAUCAUCUUGCAAGAGCUUGUGUUUCCAGAAGAUAUACCUGUGUCAUUUGAGGACAUCGGAGGCUUGUCGGACAUUAUAGAGGAUUUGAGGGAGUCAGUGAUAUAUCCUUUGACUUUACCGGAACUCUACGCCAACUCCUCCUCGCUACUGGCGGCACCUUCGGGGGUGUUGCUAUAUGGCCCCCCCGGAUGUGGGAAGACGAUGCUAGCCAAGGCGCUCGCCCACGAGAGCGGUGCCUGUUUCAUCAAUCUGCACAUUUCGACGGUCACGAACAAAUGGUUCGGAGACUCCAACAAGCUGGUCAACGCCGUCUUCUCGCUCGCCCGCAAGCUGGAGCCUGUCAUUGUCUUCAUUGACGAGAUCGACGCAGUCCUGGGUACUAGACAUAGUGGCGAGCAUGAGGCGAGUGGAAUGGUCAAAGCCGAAUUCAUGACACAUUGGGAUGGUCUGGCUUCAGCCAGCACUUCAGGCCGGCCCCAACGGAUCCUGAUCCUGGGUGCCACCAAUCGGAUCAACGACAUUGACGAUGCGAUCCUCCGACGCAUGCCCAAAAAAUUCCCCAUCUCGUUGCCGAAUGCUUCGCAACGGCUCAAGAUCCUCAAGAUCAUCCUCCGGGACACCAAACUCGACAAGGACGGUCUCGACCUGGAAUAUCUGUCAAGGGUGAUGGCAGGAAUGUCUGGAAGCGAUAUCAAAGAAGCCUGUCGAGAGGCCGCAAUGACACCUGUUCGAGAAAUGAUACAACGACAGAGGCAGAGUGGACAGCGCAUAGAGGACAUGAGAGCAGGGGAGGUACGAGGUCUCCGCACUGCAGAUUUCUUCCUGCGAGCUCGUAAUCCGAAACCGGCCGUGGCCGAGAAGGGUGGGAAGGAUGAGAAAGAAUGGAGCACAGAGUCGUCGUCUCCCAUAGCAGAAGAUUUGCAGGAAGCCGUUGAGGAGAUCGAACGACCAGACUGA
This is a messenger RNA of Cladophialophora carrionii CBS 160.54, 1158 nucleotides long. RefSeq lists its product as uncharacterized. The transcript has a single exon. Lineage: Eukaryota; Fungi; Ascomycota; Eurotiomycetes; Chaetothyriales; Herpotrichiellaceae. The coding region runs from base 1 to 1158 and encodes 385 amino acids. Gene Ontology annotation, cellular component: mitochondrial outer membrane. Gene Ontology annotation, molecular function: ATP hydrolysis activity; ATP binding. The record is from RefSeq and is a predicted model, not a curated record.